CGCUCUGGCCCCAGAGGAACCGGCGGUCGCUCGGCGGGGUGCGCCCGGUGGCCCAGGGGACGGACUCCCGGCAGCCCCCGCAGCCCGGAGUCCAGCCCGCCUCCUCCGGCCCGGCGGGCCCGACAAGUCCCGAGGGGCUGUCGCGGGAGCCCCCAGGUUUCCCCAGAUGCCAAGUCACCGCUUCUUUUCCUUCCAAAAGACCGUCGGUGGGCACCCUGGCCAUGGAGUCCACAGCAGAGCCUGUUAUGUUCAGGGAGUUCUGCCCUUUGUACUACCUCCUCAACGCCAUUCCCACGAAGAUCCAGAAGGGUUUCCGCUCUGUGGCGGUCUACCUGACGGCCCUCGACAGCAGCGGCGACUACAUCGCUGUGGGCAGCAGCACCGGCAUGCUCUACCUGUACUGCCGGCGCCUGGGCCAGAUGAGGAAGUACAACUUCGAGGGAAAAAUGGAGUCCAUCACGGUGGUGAAGCUGCUGAGCUGCUUUGAUGACCUGGUGGCCGCAGGCACCGCCUCGGGGAGGGUCGCAGUUUUCCAGCUGGUGUCCUCGCUGCCUGGGAGAAACAAGCAGCUUCGGAGAUUUGAUGUCAUGGGCGUUCACAGAAGCAGCAUCACAGCCCUGGCGUGGAGCCCCAAUGGGAUGAAACUGUUCUCUGGGGACGACAAAGGGAAAAUUGUCUAUUCUUCUCUGGAUCUGGACCAGGGCGUCUGCAACUCCCACCUGGUGCUGGAAGAGCCGUCCGCGAUUGUGCAGCUGGACUACAGCCAGAAGGUGCUGCUGGUGUCCACCUUGCAGAGAAGCCUGCUGUUUCACACUGAAGAGCAGUCUGUCAAGCAGGUCGGAGCCCAGCCCAGGAAGAGCACUGGGAAGUUUGGUGCUUGUUUUAUACCAGGACUUUGUAAGCAAAGCGACCUGACCUUGUACGCAUCUCGGCCGGGGCUCCGGCUGUGGAAGGCUGACGUCCAUGGGGCGGUUCAGGCCACGUUCAUCCUAAAGGACACCUUCGCUGCGGGAGUCAAACCUUUCGAGCUGUACCCACGUCUGGAACCCUUCGACAGGGGACGCGUCGGCCUGCCUGAGAAACACCUGGGGCUCGUUUCCUGUUUCUUCCAAGAAGGCUGGGUGCUGAGUUGGAAUGAGUAUAGUAUUUACCUUCUGGACACCAUCAACCAGGCCACGAUUGCUGGUUUGGAAGGAUCAGGUGAUAUUGUGUCUGUUUCCUGCACCGAAAAUGAGAUAUUUCUCCUAAAGGGAGAUAGGAACAUCAUAAGAAUUUCGAGCAGACCGGAAGGACUAGCGUCGAUAGUGCGAGAUGGUCUGGAGACACCAGGAUGCACAGAGCAAGGCCCUGCGCAGCGUGCGGAGCGGCCUCCAGGGGCCACAGUCUGCGAGGCGAGGCUCAGAGGCGCUUCCGUGGCCAGCGAGCCCAGGAGCCGGAGCAGCUCACUCAACUCCACCGACAGCAGCUCCGGGCCCCAGGCGGCACCGGAGCUGGGCAGGGGCAGCCCGCCCACCUCGCACAGGUUCAGUGUCAUUAGCUCAGAAGACUUUGACCAGGAGCUCGUGGUGAAGCCUCUCAAAGUGAAAAAGAAAAAGAGGAAGAAGCGGGCAGAAGGUGGAAGCAGUAACGCCUGGCACAGUUCCCUUGAGUCGACUCCCUGCUGUGAGUUUCCUGGUGACAGUCCCCAGUCCUUAAACACAGACCUGCUGUCUGUGGCCUCAAGUCUGGGCAGCAUCGCGGAUCAGUUAGGCACAGAGUCCCCUGACCUGGAGAGCAACCUCAGUGGCGAGGUGAACGGUGUCCUGCAGGACAACAGUGACCCUGAAGCAUUUAGUGUCCUGGAGGUUCCUGAGCCCACCCCUGACUUACUCAGGGAAGAUGACAAUAGAAUGGAAAUCCCACGGUGGAACCAGGCAGGUGAGACGGAGCCGGAGCCGCGCAGCGAGCUGUUGAGUUUACCGUUGCAGCCGAGGAACGACGUGGAAGGUGGUGACAUCACAGAACCCGAAGCGGAGCCUUGUCCUGCGGACGAUGGACCCAGUAGCAGACAGUCACCUUGCCAAGAACAGGACAGCUCUGCUGAGGCCCAGGAGGCGGGGGCCCUGGAGCCUGAGUAUGCCCAAAACAUGUUGCGUGAAGCCCCUCUCCUGGAUUUGCCCCCAGUGCCUUCCAGCCUCAGCUGGGCCCCCAGUGCUGAGCGGUGGCCGCUGGAGACCAGAGCUGACCCAGGUGGCACCGAGGACGCUGGCCAAGAGCAGAGCCUCCUGGCGCCCCUGGAGGCUCCCAGCCACCUCGGCUCAGAGCCCUGGCAUGCUGUCACUGAUGACGACACAGGCCACAGAGCCAUGGCUGCUUCCAAAUGUGACUUGGGGAGCAUGGGCGGACGACAGACUCCCCUGGCUGUUGCCUUGGUGGCCAGCACCCACAAGCCUCGCCUCGAGCACCCCUCACGAGAUCAAGUGUUGACGUCCAGCGACGAGGAGGACAUCUACGCCCACGGGCUGCCCUCUUCGUCCUCGGAGGCGAGCGUGACAGAGCUUGGAGGCGGUCGCUCCCUGCAGGACCUGAGCCAGCCAGCCACAGAGGACGCGGGGCUAUUGAAGUCAGAUCAGUUUGCAGAGAGCUGGAUGGGCUACUCUGGCCCCGGCUACGGCAUCCUCAGCCUGGUAGUCUCCGAGAAGUACAUUUGGUGCCUGGACUACAAAGGCGGCCUCUUCUGCAGCGCGUUGCCAGGCGCCGGGCUGCGCUGGCAGAAGUUUGAAGACGCCGUCCAGCAGGUGGCAGUCUCGCCCUCAGGGGCCCUCCUCUGGAAGAUCGAGCAGAAGUCUAACCGAGCUUUUGCUUGUGGCAAAGUGACCAUCAAGGGCAAGCGGCACUGGUACGAGGCGCUGCCCCAGGCUGUGUUUGUGGCACUGAGUGACGACACCGCCUGGGUCAUCAGGACAAACGGAGACCUGUACCUGCAGACAGGUCUCAGCGUGGACCGCCCCUGCGCCAGAGCCACAAAGGUCGACUGUCCGUACCCGCUGUCCCAGGUGACGGCCCGCAACAGCGUGGUGUGGGCGCUGACGGAGCAGAGGGCCCUCCUGUACCGGGAGGGCGUGAGCAGCUUUUGUCCAGAAGGGGAGCGGUGGAAAUGCGACAUCGUCAGCGAAAGGCAAGCUUUGGAGCCCGUCUGCAUAACCCUCGGGGACCAGCAGACACUGUGGGCGCUGGACAUCCGCGGAAGCCUGUGGUUCCGGACCGGCAUCGUCUCCAAGAAGCCCCAGGGGGACGACGAGCACUGGUGGCAGGUGAGCAUCACGGACUACGUGGUAUUCGACCAGUGCAGCCUGUUCCAGACCAUCAUGCAUGCCACCCACUCAGUGGCCACAGCAGCCCAGGUGCCCGUGGAAAAGGUGGCAGAUAAACUGCGCAUGGCGUUUUGGUCUCAGCAGCUUCAGUGCCAGCCGAGCCUUCUUGGGGUCAGCAACAGCGGCGUCUGGAUCUCCUCGGGCAAGAAUGAGCUCCAUGUCGCCAAAGGGAGUCUCAUUGGCACUUACUGGAGCAGCGUCAUUCCCCGGGGCACAGCCUCCGCAACAAAGUGGGCCUUCGUGCUGGCCUCUGCUUCGCCCACAAAGGAAGGAAGCUCCCUGUGGCUGUGCCAGGGCAGCAAGGACCUGUGCACCGUCAGCGCCCAGCACGCUCAGUCCCGCCCGUCCACCGUGCAGCUGCCCCCCGACGCCGAGAUGAGGGCCUACGCCGCCUGCCAGGAUGCACUCUGGGCGCUGGACAGCCUGGGCCAGGUGUUCAUCAGGACGCUGUCCAAGAGCUGCCCCACCGGCAUGCACUGGACGCGGCUGGACCUCUCCCAGCUAGGAGCGGUAAAACUGACCAGCUUGGCGUGUGGAAAUCAGCACGUGUGGGCCUGUGAUUCCCGGGGAGGCGUGUACUUCCGCGUGGGAACCCAGCCUCUAAACCCCAAUCUCAUGCUUCCAGCCUGGAUAAUGAUCGAGCCACCCGUCCAGCCUGCCGGGCUCGCCUUGGUCAGCGUCCACUGCAGCCCCAACGACCAGAUGCUGUGGGCGCUGGACAGCAGGUACAACGUGCACGUCCGCCUGGGGAUCACCGAGGAGAUGCCAGUGGGGACCGAGUGGGAGCACGUGCCAGGGUUGCAGGCCUGCCAGCUGGCGCUCAGCACCCGGACCGUGUGGGCCCGCUGCCCCAACGGCGACCUCGCCCGGCGCUAUGGCGUCACCGACAAAAACCCCGCCGGAGACUACUGGAAGAAAGUCCCUGGGAGCGCAACGUGCCUCGCAGCGACCUCCUCAGACGAGCUGUGGGCCGUGGGCCCCCCUGGCUGCCUCCUCCAGCGGCUGACGAAGACUUUCAGCCACUCGCACGGUGCCCAGAGCAGCCAGGCUACCGCCGCCCACCCUGAGGACCUGGAGGACGAGUGGGAGGUCAUCUGAAGCCGCUGCAGCCGCGCAGCCGCUCAGGACGGAGGAAGCGGAGGCGAGCGGCGGACCGACGGUUUCUGAGCAGCUCGCUCUCGGACACGCCUCACCGACUGCGGCCCAGACAUGCCCGGCCACGGCGGACGCCCACACUUGCUUUCAUCCAUGUUUGCUUCCACCUUGUCCUGGAACCCACAGCCUCAGCCAAUCGGCCGCAGCCAUCGCUGAGGUGGCAGCACCUCUGGGCCCGGGCGGCUAUCUCCGUGCGGGGACAGUGGCUGCCGCCAGGUGUGCGCGCCGCAGCGGCUUGUGUGUUGCAGUCUCGUCCUCAGCUCUCGGCACUGACCGCGCCUGGUCCCCCGGGACGGCACGGGGGGCCGCCCGUGCUCUCCCACCACCGACUGUCCCCGUGGUGGCCCGCUGCCGCCUCUGAGAGACACAGGUGCCGGCACACAUUCCAUGCCAGACACCCAGGGCCCCCAGGCCAUGGGUGAGAGGUGGGUGCUGCGCGUGCCGGAAGGGAACCACGCCACACACGCUGCGGCACGCCCAGGCCAGGCACGCUCGCCGCUGGAGAGCGCCCCUCAGCCACAGCGCUCCGGCCCGUGGGCGGGA
Pteronotus mesoamericanus is the source of this 5051-nucleotide messenger RNA. RefSeq names its product tectonin beta-propeller repeat containing 2 (gene TECPR2). The transcript is spliced from 20 exons. Bases 222 to 4451 code for a protein of 1409 amino acids. Gene Ontology annotation, molecular function: protein binding. Lineage: Eukaryota; Metazoa; Chordata; Mammalia; Chiroptera; Mormoopidae. The record is from RefSeq and is a predicted model, not a curated record.